GCCGGUGGCGCCGGGGCUGCCGGGGCCGGGGGCAGGGCGGCAGGUGGCUGCCCGCCGCCGCUGUCGUUCCCCCCGCCGCGCGUAGGCUGUGCCGGGGCGCUGCCGGGCGGCCCCCGCCGCGCUGCUCGCCCGGGCCUCUGGCGUCGACGGGAGGAGCCGCGAAGGUCCUGCCCCGAGGAAUGGCUGCGGAUGUCCACAAGAAGAAAGGCUGGGAAGUGCCCAACGGGUCCCUGGCACCAGGAGACGGGCAGCAUGCGGAGCGGUCCGAGAGCCCCACGCCAGGGCUGGCGCAGGGCACAGAGCCAGGGGCGGGCCAGGAGGGAGCCAUGUUUGUGCACACCCGCUCCUACGAGGACUUGACGAGCCCCGAGGACGGGGCAGUGGCGGCGCGGAGCCCGGAGGAGAGGCAAGGGGAGCCGGCCGGGCCCAGCAGCAUGGAACAGAUCAGCAAGGACUUCAGCGAGCUGAGCACGCAGCUCACGGGCAUGGCCCUCGACCUGGAGGAGGAGAUGAGGCCGAGCAAGGAGGGGAAGCUGGAGCCGUCCCCGCAGAGCACCCGCCGCGACUCGGUGCUGUCGGGCAAGGAGGAGGAGGACGUGACCAUGGACGCCUGGCGCAUGCACCGCAAGCACGUGUUCGUGCUGAGCGAGGCGGGCAAGCCUGUGUACUCCCGCUACGGCUCCGAGGAGGCCCUGUCCAGCACCAUGGGUGUGAUGAUGGCUCUGGUGUCCUUCCUGGAGGCCGAGAAAAACGCCAUCCGGUCCAUACACGCAGAUGGCUACAAGGUGGUCUUCGUGCGGAGGAGCCCGCUGGUACUGGUGGCAGUGGCGCGGACCCGGCAGUCGGAGCAGGAGAUCGCCCACGAGCUGCUCUACAUCUACUACCAGAUCCUGAGCCUGCUCACCUGGACCCAGCUCAACCACAUCUUCCAGCAGAAGCAGAACUACGACCUGCGCAGGCUCCUGGCCGGCUCCGAGCGCAUCACCGACAACCUGCUGGACCUCAUGGCCCACGACCCCAGCUUCCUCAUGGGCGCCGUGCGCUGCCUGCCCCUGGCCGCCAGCGUGCGGGACGCUGUCAGCACCAGCCUCCAGCAGGCCAAGGCCAAGAGCCUGGUGUUCUCUAUUCUGCUGUCGGGGAACCAGCUGGUGUCUCUCGUGAGGAAGAAAGACCAGUUCCUUCACCCCAUCGACCUCCAUCUGCUCUUCAACCUCAUCAGCUCUUCUUCCUCCUUCCGGGAGGGUGAAGCCUGGACUCCCAUUUGCCUCCCCAAGUUCAACUCCAGCGGCUUCUUCCACGCCCACAUCUCCUACCUGGAGCAGGAGAUGGACCUGUGCCUCUUGCUGGUCUCCACUGACCGCGAGGACUUCUUCACCGUGUCCGACUGCAAGCGGCGCUUCCAGGAGCGGCUGCGGCGGCGGGGGGUGCACCACGCUCUGCAGGAGGCCCUGCGCACCCCCUUCUACAGUGUGGCCCAGGUGGGCAUCCCCGACCUCCGGCACUUCAUCUACAAGUCCAAGAGCUCUGGGCUCUUCACCAGCCCUGAGAUUGAGGCACCCUAUGUGCGGGAGGAGGACAAGGAGAGGCUCUUGGGGCUGUACCAGUACCUCCACAGCCGGGCUCACAACUCUUCACGCCCCUUGAAGAACAUCUACUUCACAGGCCCCCGUGAGAACCUCCUGGCUUGGGUCACCAGCGCCUUUGAGCUCUACAUAUGCUACAGUCCUCUGGGGACCAAGGCCGGGGCCAUCAGUGCUGUCAACAAGCUCAUGAAGUGGAUCCGCAAGGAGGAAGACCGACUCUUCAUCCUCACGCCCCAGACGUACUGAGGGCAUGGUGCCAGGGCAUGGUGCCAGGGCAUGGUGCUGGGGAGCCCUGCGGUGCCAGGAGCCCGGGCCUGUGUCCAGGGGAGGGGUGUGGUGGGACCCUGGAGCAUGGGGGAACCCACCCAUGGGACUGUCCGACUUGGCUGUUAGUAACGGGGUGCUCAGCUGCCAGGGAUGGUGGUGAGCAGGACAUUCUCUCAUCUGCAGGCAGUGCCCCCAGCUUGGGGGGCUGAGCUUCCUCUGCAGCCCCCAGCUCCAUUCCUUGUUGCGAGGGUCCUUGAGACAGGCUACAGGUACCUUGGAUUGUUGGAGGGGAGCUGAGCCACCAAAUCCUGCUGCCUGUGCCUCCUUUCUCUGCCAUCCUGUGGCUAUGCCAAGGAGGGGGUUCCCUGGGGAGAUGUGGCAGCUCCCAGGGGCCCCCUAUGCUGCUGUGCCCACAGAUGGCAGGUGAUGCUCUUCAGGCAGGACAGGGCUGGCCCAGGGCACACACUGCUCCUUUCCCUGCCCUGGGAGAGCUGGGCCCCCCUCAUUGCCAGGAGGCCCCUGCCCUGGCAGGUUUACUCCCUUGGCAUCUCUGUGAGCCCCAACCCUUCCCACUACGGCCAUGAGAAGAAUGUCCCUGGGGACAACGGCAGGCAAAGUGACAGGUCAGUGACAUCCUGCCCAUCUCCCCAUAGACACACAGAGCAGCCCCAGAGAGUGGGGGUGCUGGAGUGCCCAUUGGGGUGCUUGUAGGCUCCCAGUGCUGGCUCCUGUGGGCAAGGGGCCCUAAAGGAGCGGCUGAAGCACAGCCCCAAGCCCAAGGAGGAUCUUCCCCUUGGCACAGGGGCACCUGCCCCCCAAAGGCAGCCCCUACACCGAGUUUGCUGUACCGGGGCUGCCUCCUCCCUGGCUGUUCCCCGGUGCUGGUGUGGGGCUGAGCACCCCUGAGCAGCACACCAGGCAUGGCCCAGCCCCGAGCUUUGGGACUGGCAGCGAGCACUGACGGGUGUUGAAGGAGGGGCAGAGGCACCAGCAUGGCACCCUGACAGCAGGGAAGGGCCCCACAGGAUGAGCACAGGGUCUCUGCUCCUGUAUUUAUGCUCCUGCCAGAGUGUAACCGCUUGUCUUCGCUCAUAAACAUUAUUUGGCCCCUAA
Colius striatus (speckled mousebird) is the source of this 2963-nucleotide messenger RNA. RefSeq names its product MON1 homolog A, secretory trafficking associated (gene MON1A). Lineage: Eukaryota; Metazoa; Chordata; Aves; Coliiformes; Coliidae. The transcript is spliced from 6 exons. The coding region runs from base 180 to 1829 and encodes 549 amino acids. Gene Ontology annotation, biological process: protein targeting to vacuole; vesicle-mediated transport. The record is from RefSeq and is a predicted model, not a curated record.